Molecule: messenger RNA, 1679 nt
Organism: Papilio polytes (common Mormon)
Lineage: Eukaryota; Metazoa; Arthropoda; Insecta; Lepidoptera; Papilionidae
Product: aminoacylase-1-like
Exons: 9
Coding region: 265-1572 (435 amino acids)
Molecular function (GO): aminoacylase activity
Source: RefSeq, a predicted model, not a curated record
AUAUUUACUUUUUUCCCCCCUAAUUUUAAUAGCUAAUUGACAAUAAUAAUUUAAACACUAAAAUGUAAGGUCUAUCGUUCGUUUUUAAACGGAACCCUAAUAUUGAAAUAUCAAACAUAUUGUAAUUAGGUUAAGUAAAGAACUCUUAUCGUUAUUACCUUAGACUACCUUUCCGCGUGCUUACUAUUAAUUACCUUAAUAUAUUCUGCUUACAGUAUAAAUACCAAUGUAUUUAAUUAUUUACAUAUUUCCAAAAUUUCAAGAAUGUUCUCUAUUUUGAUGUACGUUGCGUCGUUAGUGAUUGUAGGUGAUAGUUUGACUAUUGAGCAAUUGUCUAGAAUACCAGAGGUGCGGCGAUUCCAGCAGUACAUACAGAUAGACACGGUUACAGGAAAAGAUCUUACACCAGCUGUUAACUUCUGGAGAAGACAUGCAUUAAUUGCCCGAGCAAAGUUCUCUACUUAUGAGGCAAUAGAAGGUUAUCCUGUGGUGAUUCUGAAAUGGCCAGGAAAGAAUUCCUCGCUGCCUAGCAUGGCGCUAGUCACGCAUAUGGAUGUCGUGCCAGCAGACAUGAGGGAAGGGUGGACAUACCCGCCAUUUUCUGCGCAUAUAGACGACAACGGUGAUAUUUACGGGCGCGGCACGCAAGAGAAGUCCGUCUCGAUGCAACAGUACGAGGCUCUUAUGCGAAUGAGAAAGCAAUCCGCUGCUCUUAGGGAUGUCUACAUGAUUCUUACGCCAGAUAAGGAAACAGGAUCGAGAAAUGGUAUUGCGCUAUUUUUAAAAAGCAAAACGUUCAAAGAGUUUAGAGUUGGAUAUUUCCUUACUAUUGGAGUACCUUCAUCCAAUGAAAACAUCGCUUUAUUAUACCGUGGCAAGACACGAUGGUCAUUCGAAGUGAAAUGUACCGGACCAAGCGGUGACAGCACUUUGUUAAUAGAUCCAGCUGUUUCAGCAGAUGGAACGUGUGGGCGCUUCUACAUGUCUUACACAAAGUACAGAAAUCAACAGUACGAAGCGGCUCAAAAACUUAAAUUUUGCGACAUGGACAACAUCACUGUUAUUAAUUUCGUGGGACCAAAAGUUAAUACUCUACUGGGUGUAAUACCUUCUACCAUUAAUUUGUAUUACGACUCAUUUCUGGCGGUUAAUACGAGCUUCGCACAGUUUGAAAAAAUCGUUUACGAGUGGCUUAAAGAGGCAGGGCCUAAUGCCAAGCUAAGGACAUUACUGCGUCAGGAAGCCGGCCCCGAGUCUGUGGUGGACGAUGACAAUCCUUACUACGACUCUUUGCAAGUGGCUUCCACAAACUUGGAUAUAGCAUUCUGCCCCCGCACCGCCUCUCAACCUGAAGAGGCAGCGUACGUGGCGGCUGCAGGCUAUCCUGUCUUCGGCCUGUCUCCUAUAACAGGCACUGAGAAUCUCGUCCACGCUGUCAACGAACGACUCAAUAUACAUACGUUCUUGGACGGAAUCACAAUCUUCGAGGAGAUUUUUAAACAAUUAUUCAAUUUAUCUCCAGACAAAGUAUCCAACGAUCCCAGCGGUUAUCUGACGCCAAAAAGUAACUGAUGUUUUUGUUUUGAUGAUAAGUUUGAAUAAAGUAUUGAUUUAAUAAAAUGAAGCUUGAUUGUGUUUCAAUAAGAAUAUUAAUUAAUAAAUAUUUAUAAUAUCCUUUA